CUGGGUUGCAAUUUGGCCUCCAGACCUUUAGAUGCCUCUGUAGCAGGCGCCUCUGUGGUUGUAAGUAAGAGAACAACAGGAAACGGAGGAGGGUCAGGCGCGAUCAUGGCUGAGGAAGAAGAAGAAAAUCUUCAAGCUCCGCAAGGUUUGCAGGAACUGGUUGACCAGCUAUAUCAUUUCCGGGACCAUUAUUUUGAGAGCCGCAAGGUGGAGGAUGCUGGGAAAAAGCAGCAGGAUGUCCGGGAGGAGCUGGAGAAGACUCUUCAGCGAAUAGAAGCGAUAGGAGGCCUGUCUGAAGGGCGAGCUCACACACUGAUGCUGAAGGGGAAAGCUUUGAAUGUGUCCCCAGAUUAUAAUGCCCAAGCUGAAGAGCUGCUCUCCAAAGCUGUCAAGCUGGACCCAGAACUGGUAGAGGCCUGGAAUCAGUUAGGGGAGGUUUACUGGAAAAAGGGCGAUGUCUCUGCUGCCCAUACCUGCUUCUCUGGAGCACUUAGUCAUUGCAAGAACAAGGCCUCCCUGCAGAAUCUCUCUAUGGUGCUUAGGCAGCUACGCACAAACUCUGCCGACGAGCAUGCGCACAAUGUGAUGGACAGCGUGCGGCAGGCUAAGCUGGCCGUGCAGAUGGAUGUGCGUGACGGCCGCUCCUGGUAUGUUCUGGGCAAUGCCUACCUCUCCUUGUUCUUCAAUUCAGGGCAGAAUCCCAAGAUCUCCCAGCAGGCGCUGAGUGCCUAUGCUCAAGCAGAGAAGGUGGACCCCACCGCAUCUUGUAAUCCAGAUCUGCAUCUUAAUCGGGCCACGCUGUAUAAGUAUGAAGAAAACUAUGUGGAAGCUGUGGAGGGUUUUGCACAGGCAGCUGCCCUUGAUCCAGCUUGGCCAGAACCACUCCAACGGGAGCAGCAACUCAUCGAUUUCCUAGGGCGACUAAACAGCCUCCUUGAAAACAAGGGAAAGGUGAAAGGCAAGAAGCUGCAGAGCAUGCUGGGAAGCUUGCGUGCCUCCCAACUGGGCCCAUGUGGUGAUGGCCGCUACCAAGGACCCUCGGGUCAGAAGGUGGAGCUGCAGCAGCGGCCCUUGAGUGCCUUGCGGCCUGGUGUUAACUCUGGCACAGUGGUGCUGGGGAAGGUGCUGUUUAGCCUGACCACCGAGGAAAAGGUGCCCUUCACUUUUGGCCUGACUGACUCCACCGAGGGCCCCUGUUUUGCUGUUACGGUUUACAACAUGGCACAAAGCUGGGGGGUGCUGAUUGGGGACUCGGUGGCCAUCCCCGAGCCUCACCUUCGGCACCAUCACAUCCAGCAUCAAGGCAAGAGUUUUACUUUCUCUAGCAUCCGGGUGGAGACACCUCUCCUACUAGUGGUGAAUGGGAAGGUGCAAGGAUCCCAGAGCCAGGCUGCAGCCACCAUUGCCUAUCAGGCACAAAGUGAAUGAAGUAGGGGAGGAGGCGGCAAGGUGUGGGGACUGCUCCCUCCUUCAGUGGUGCUUGGCCCUUGGAUGGAACUGGCUACCUCUUGGAGUAUCUAGAAAUUCAAUGGCCUAGGGCAGCCUGUGUAGUGUCCUCCAGAUGUUGCUGAGCUGCAGUUCCCAUCCUGCCAUUGGCUGUACUAACUGGGGGCUGAUGGGAGUUGUAGUCCAACAUCACCUGGAAGGCAUCACAUUGGCUGUCUAUGGCCUAGAGAGGUUAGACUCGUUUUUUAUAAUAUGUUCAGGCAUUAAGUGAUGGAGUGGGAGAGACAGAGAGGGAAUCACAGCCCUCGUUAUUUUUCUUUCUCAGUUCUACAUCCACAGGUGCCAGCCCAAUGCAUUAAACCACUGCUAUAAUAAAAUUAGGAUUCCUGAGUCAGUCUGAAAAAAUCAGGGGCUGCUCAGUUCGCUCCAUUGUCUUUUGUCAGACUCCUCCCACUUUUCCAACACCAGGCCUGCUAUGUCUCAACAGUUAGGGAGGGUGACCCUUUCGCCUGUUGUUCACCUCAACUUCCAUUUCACUUCAGUUUGGGCACUUGAGCCUCCUUUGGCUCAUCCGUCUUUCGUAGAUCCCAGUUGGCUAAGUGCUAGCCCAUUUGUUUGUAUGUGUAUAUAGCAGAUAAUAACGUCAGUAUUUAUUUGGCAGUGUUUUGACUUUGUUUUUGUAAUUUUUAUACAUUCCCCCCCCCGGCAGACUUCUGGUCUCUCUGUUCCCCUACCCCCCCCCCCCAACCAAUAAAGUGUGCGUUCUUU
Rhineura floridana is the source of this 2214-nucleotide messenger RNA. It is a transcript of the gene TTC5, whose product is annotated as tetratricopeptide repeat domain 5. Gene Ontology annotation, molecular function: protein binding. NCBI's taxonomy places the organism in Eukaryota, Metazoa, Chordata, Lepidosauria, Squamata, Rhineuridae. The coding region runs from base 106 to 1428 and encodes 440 amino acids. The transcript has 10 exons. The record is from RefSeq and is a predicted model, not a curated record.